CCAUUAAGGCUGUCCAUCAAAGGGGAACCAUUUGACAAAUAAAACGCGGGCCAAAUAGCUGAACGGCUGUCAUCAUGCUGAGAACUGGCAUUGUGAUUUGUGUGGUUCUAUCACGGCUGUUGGAUGGACCUUUGGCUAUCCGGGUGCACUGCAGACAUACGGAAAGAAUUCAUGAGGAGAACAUUCACCACUGCUGCCAGCAUCCCGACGGUCACAACGACGUUACGGAAAUGUGUGCCAAGCAGACCAACUUUCGCCUACCGAAUCCAGAUGAGGAGGCCAUGGAGGAUGUGACGGUGGACCAGGCGAUGGUCGGAACCUGCUGGGCCAAGUGUGUCUUCGAUCAUUUCGACCUGAUGCAGAAUAACACCCUGGAUAUGGUCAAGGUGCGAUCGUAUUACAAAAGUUAUCACAAAACGGAUCCGGAAUACGAAACAGAAAUGCUGAAUGCCUACGAAAAAUGUCACUCGAAAUCUGAGGAUGCCACCGAAAGGUUCCUGUCGCUUCCAAUUGUGAGGGCCUUUUCCACAGCCAAGUUCUGCAAACCGACCUCUAGCAUCAUUAUGUCCUGCGUUAUCUAUAACUUUUUUCACAAUUGUCCGAAAAAUCGCUGGUCCAACAGCACGGAGUGCGUGGAAACUUUGGCCUUUGCCAAGAAGUGUAAGGAUGUGCUGACAACAAUGUAA
This is a messenger RNA of Drosophila gunungcola (fruit fly), 686 nucleotides long. RefSeq lists its product as uncharacterized. The record is from RefSeq and is a predicted model, not a curated record. NCBI's taxonomy places the organism in Eukaryota, Metazoa, Arthropoda, Insecta, Diptera, Drosophilidae. The transcript has 3 exons. Gene Ontology annotation, molecular function: odorant binding. Bases 75 to 686 code for a protein of 203 amino acids.